Molecule: messenger RNA, 418 nt
Organism: Trypanosoma grayi
Lineage: Eukaryota; Euglenozoa; Kinetoplastea; Trypanosomatida; Trypanosomatidae
Product: ATP-dependent RNA helicase
Exons: 1
Source: RefSeq, a predicted model, not a curated record
GCACGAGUCCGACAGGCGCGAACUCACGGGACCGAAGGACGGCAACGACGCCGACGAGCGCUUGUUGCAGUUGGAUGACGACGUGGAGGAGGAGGAUAAUGACGAGCCGCUGCGAUCACGGCAGCGACUUGAGCAGCAGCGAAAUGGGGACGGGCUUGGUGGCGCUUCGUUGUCAACCUUCCCACAUGAUGAGCCGCUGCUGCAGGCGCUGUGGGCGUUUCUCGUCAGCUGUGCGGAGGCAAAUAGCAACAACAACAACAACAACAACAAAAGUAGCGGUGGCGGUAGCAUGGAGAGUGGCCGUGGCGCAGAGCUCCUCCGGCAGCAGCGGUGCCACUGUGUUGUGGUGCCGCCCGCCCUCGCCACGCUGAUGAUCGCCUUUUCGCGACGCUCCAUGUACGGCACCCUCACUGCGUAG